UUGCACACCUGACUCUUAUCUUUUUAUGAGAUAAAAGGUCACUGCAAACAGAGUCGCACAAAAGCUGCAUCAGAAACCAGAAGUUGCAGGAAAUGCUUUGUGUGGGGCCUUCCAGAUGAAUGAUAUAGAAGCCAGUUGAGAGCUAAUUGGAAUAUUUGGCUGUGUGGCUAUAUGAGGAGUUACUUGGAUGGAAGGGAUAGCAACGAACAGAUUUUCUUUCUCAGAAGGGACUAAGGUUUUUUCAUGUGCUAAUCUACUGGUAAGAAGGUUCAUCAGAGGAGCUUGCUAAAUGGAUAGAUAUCGGGAAUGGAUUUGGCUGGCUUUCAGCCUUUUAGUCUUGCUAACAGAUACUGGGUUUGGCUACUCCAUCAUAGAAGGUCCCAGAAAUUUAACAAUUCUAUCUGGUUCAGUGGCUCAUUUUAAUUGUACAGUGUCAGAAGGGUGGAAGGUUUUGAUAUGGCUUUUCAAUGGAAACCCUAUAUUGACUGUACUGAGUGACGGAACAGCUAUUAUAACAAAUCCAAAAUACAAUCAGGAUGGUUUUCAAACUGGUACUGAGUUCACCUCCGGACUCAAGAUUUUUAAUGUCCAGCUACGUGAUUCUGGAGAAAUAAAAUGCAGUCUCCAGAACGUACAGGACGAUAAAUACGCAUUUCUUUCUGUUCAAGUUAAUGGAUCUUUGACUAUCAAAGCUGGCAACUUGACAGUAAGAAAGAACCAAACAACUGAGAUAAUUUCUGAAGCUCUUGGAUGGGCUCCUGCUCCACAGAUUUCCUGGAUGGUAAAUAAUAGUAUAUUAGAUAAUUCCAUGUACAUUACCAACCAGAGUCAAGGAUCAAAUGGCUUGUACAAUGAAGAGAGCAUUUUAACCCUGACACCAAUGACCAAUAGCACUGUGACUUGCUUUGCCGCUAUAGAUGCACUCUCUGAGCCACAGUAUGCAACUGUGACCCUUACUGUGUAUGAACCUCCUUCAAUAGCAGGCGAUGACGGACGAACUCGAACUAUAAUUUUAGCAGUUGUAUUGUCAAUUGUUGGUUUCCUCCUACUGAUCCUUAUUAUUCUGCUUAUUAUCUGCUGCUGCAAAAGAAGGAAAGACUCCAAGUAUCAAGAGGAGAUGAGAAAGGCAUCAGAAAAGAAAACUGCUGAUAGAAAUUUGGAGACAGACAGACACAACGGACAAGAAAAUUAUGCAUACAUUCCAGAGGAUACAAGGCAUGCUGGGGAAAUGACAGGAGUUCCCUCUUUCUCCCCAGAUAUCUCUAACCGGUACACUCCAGACUGGGAUUUAGACGUGAAUCCUGCAUCACAGGUCUCACCACAGUUUUCUAGCUCAUCACAGUCUCUUCAGCGUAUCUCCCCCGUCCCAUCUUUUCAUAAAGUUAACCGACGUUCACAGAAAGGUGCAGCACAGCAAUCCUGGACUAUUCCUGCAGUGCGAUUCAGGAGCGUCUCUUCAAAGUCCCACAACUCCAGGGCUCCCCAGCUACGUAGUUCAAAACUGCACCCCCAUAUUCACCGAUCUGAUGGCAAACGUCGCUACACCAGGAAGGUGUACCCUCAAAGGUGGCAAUCUGGUGGCCAGCAUAGAUACACGAGGAGGCCAACACACCAUCCUGAACAAUCAAAGGCCCAAGAUACUCAAACCCACUAUUCCAGAAAGCAGCAUUUGCCUCACAGAGGACAACAGAAAGAGAGUCCACCUCGACAAAGUGAGCCUCACUCCCAACCGAGGAUGCAAGAAUUCCAGAGAAAACAAUUCUAUCCUGGCACCAGGACAAAGGUGCUCAGAGUUCGGCCUCCCUGAUAAAGAAAUUACUAUUAUUACUGAUGAUGAUGGGGAAGCAGAAGUCCAAGCCCAGCACAUCUGAGGUCUCUGCAUAAUAUUUGGACCAAGAAUUCCCCAAUGUCCAUAAAAGUAGUUCAGGGUGCAAUCCAAACUUCCCAAACAGGUGGACGGGAAGAAGUGGGCCCGUGGAUUUCCUGUUAGUGUCUGCGGUGGAAGCCAGCAGAAAGCCCUCGGAUGGGGUGUUCCAUGGAUGGUUUGAACUGCCUGGGUUCAACUGGAUCCAAGGUUGCCCCACUGCCAUCAAAUGACAGCAUCAGGCCCAAUCCAGACCUGAUUGCUGCACCACCUCCAAGCUGACACAGCAGCUUUCCUGCAUUAUCUUCCACCAUUGGAGCCAACCUUAGGAGCCAAGAUGUCUUUGCUCCCCUACCCCUUAAAAUAUUUGAGGGAGCUGGGCUCCACCCAAGUUGACAGGCAUUGCUAUUCAAAUAGGGUGUGUGCACCAUGUCAUGUGGUCGAUUAUGCGAGGCGGGACUUACCUGGGCCACCCAACAUUUUAUUCAAGUUGGCACCCCUGUCUUCUACUCCAUCCAACAUGUGUCAGCGCUGUGGAAGCUCCACUGAUCAUCGGCUAGGGAUAGGGUUGUGCUCUUACUUUUAUUAUUAUGAUUAAGCAGAGUUACUGUUAUUUUUCAACUUUUGCAUCUCUUCACAAUUGUGGAAAUGUGAACUACAUACUUUGUAAUUCUAUGCCCAUUUACUUCAAUAAGACUUGCUUACUUACUCAAUGGGACUUAUUUCUGAUUGCACUGCUGUUCUUUUUGCCAUGAACAAAUGAGAUUGGAUUAUUAUUUUUUUACCAUCUUUGAUUAACAGACUAGACCCUAUGAAUGAAAAUACAGUACGCUUAUUUUUCUGAGAUGUCUAAGAACAAUUGAAAUGAGUAGGGAAAAUUCCCAUUGAAUUCCCCAGCAUUUAGGUCAUGCUUUUAGGACUGUCACUAAUCCUGAAAAUUUGAUGACAUUGAAUUUAAAAUUGAAAUAUACAUUUGCUAAAUGAAAUAAGCAAAAUGCCAUGGUAAUUUCUGGAAUCGAAAUGAAUGUUUAUACAUGUAUUUCUGUCCUUUAUUAUUAAUAAUACAUGAUAUUAUUUAUUACAUUUAUAUCCUGCUUUUCCAUCAUGGGCCUAAAGGUGGUGAUCAUGUAAUUACAGGGGUUAUUUUCUCUCUCUACAAACAAUAAAUAAGAGAGCCAUUAGAUAACCAAAUCCCAAAUUAAAAAGCAUUCAAAAUGUUUGCCGGAUAGAAUUAGAAAUAUAUCCACUCUGUUGUCCUAAUGAAUUUAUAACAUAAAACAAAUUAGACAAGUAAUUAAAGGAGAAAUUAAUGCAGUAAAAGGGAAAAUGGAAUCAUGAAGCUCAGUCACUUUUGUAAAUGGGCCUAUUAGGAUUUAUUGAAUGAAGGAGAAAAUAGCUGACAAGCAAAAUGAGCAGGGCGGGGGAAGGAUCCAAAAUCUCUGUGUGCGAGGACCAGAAGGGAUCCAAUGCGAAUGUAGCAGGCAAGAUUUACCGGUAUAUUUGCUGUUCCUGCACACUUUAAAAAUAAUAAUAAUACAGGGACACACCAGGACUCUGAACAGAGCCACACACCCAUCUUUAAAGAGAAACAAAGGAAUGGGAGAGUAGGCAGAGGAGCUAACAAAGACUCAUAAACAUAAUCUCAUGGUUUACAGAAAGGCUUGCGAUAAAAAUCUUCCAAUAACAUUACUGCCAAAUUUAAUAUGUUGUUCAGUUCAUUACAGUCUUUCUCAGAUUUGGCUACUAGCCGAGAUGGUGGGAUACAAAGGUGAGGGGGGCACAUUUUGGGGAAGGGAGGAAGUAAAAGAGUUCAUGUUUUCAAGAAAUAGUGAAUUAUGUUCUGAGGGUGCAGCAUUUAGAAGAACAACGUACCGUUGUUGAAACCCUGUUGGAGUUGUUUCUAAAAGCGGCUCACUGGCUCACACAACCUGCUGAAAAGAGUACUGGUCUUAGGAGAUUGACCUGUUGUUGCAUCACUGUGUAAGGGGAACUUGCCCAUCCUUUUCCCAACUGGGAGCAAAGCCCAGCUGCAGUGCUGAAGCAGCUUUUGUUACCAACUGCACUGUGCAGCAGGGGUGAGGCAGGGACUAGAAAGCUGAUGCAACUCUAUUUGCUGAGUGUGAUUUAGCAAUUCUCUUCCACACUCUCCUACAACAUCCUUAUGGACUUUCUAGCCACAAAAGAGAAGCGGAGACUUGCAUAAAAAGGCACAGUGAAUAAAAUGACCACCUUUGCCUCACAUGCUAACGGAAUCAUACUUAAUCUGCAGCAUUGCAAAGUAUUUGCUUAUGCUACUGUAGCAUGCCAGUCCAUAUGACUGUCUGCUGGUUGCACUCCUAUAUCAUAUAGGCCCUGUUUGUAUGCUACACUAAACCAUGGUUUAGCAACAUAUACUCAGGUAGAAGGGAACUGCUGUGAGCCUCAAAUUUGUGCUUUACCUUCUCCUGGGGGAGGAGGAAGGGUGCGGUGGGUGCGGACCACCCCGGAUGUCACCACUGAGGGGGGUGACAAAAUGCUGGGCGAUACCGCAGGGUCAGCAGUGCGCCCGAGCCACUUGUCUCUCCUGGGAGAGAUGCAGUGGCUUGGGCACCUGAAGGCUCUGUGCUGCCCCAAAUUGUCCGCCCGCCGCUUCCCCCUCAGCUGUAGGGCAGCUGAGUGGGAGGAGGCAGGCAGACUCCGGAGGCCCCGUGGAGCGUCCUGCCCUGGCUGGCCCCACCCUACGGGCGGCUGGCCCCACCCCUGGGCCCAGGACGCACGCACCACCCCAGGAGCCCAAUCGGCUUGCUCCACCGCUGCCUUCUCCUUCUCUGAUGCAGUAAGGUGAACAUUUGGUUUUACUUUACUUUAAAGUCAGCUUUUUUGUGAAAUCUGGACCAGAGAUUGUGGUUCCUAACAAACCUGGUUUGACUUAAAAAACCCACUUCAGAAACCACUGUUGGGACAACUCAACAAGGUGAGAUUCAGAGAAGCGGCAGUCAAAGUCUUCCAUCUGGUCCAGUGAGUAGAGAAGAGAGAAGUGGGGCUCACAGCAAGUCCAUCUUGCUAAAUCACCCUCUCAGUUUCCAAUAAGUACAUACAAAUUUGCAUUUGCAAAUCAGUGUAUGAACCUGUGUCACAAUACUUCAUAAGUAUUAAUGGUACAAGAGUCCCAUCUUCUAUGACAAGGCCAGAUUAAAUGUUUGGUGUUGAAACUCUCACUUCAAUACGUUGUGAAGCAGAAGCAACUCUGGUAUCGCGGUUCAGCAGCACCUCUGGCUGUUAGUAAAGAUAACAAAUGUGUAAACACACAUAUUCUUACCCUGCAAUUUCCCCAGCUUAUUUUUUAUUUGAGAUGCGUAACAGCUGAUAGGAUCUCUGGUUUGUCUCACACUGCUAUAGCAUCAGUGUCUGAGGAGCCGCCAUCUGGCAAAUUAAAACUUCACAACUCUGUGCCCAAUAACAGAUGUGCCCAUAUCAUGCAUCUCAUAGAUGUCAUAACAGAAAUUAUGGGAUGCUUGCAGUAGCUGAAAUCCUUGUCUCACUGUCUGAAGAUCAGCUGUACACAUCCAAGUUUUGAGAUGAGUGGCCCUAGCUGCACAUGCUUAGUUUCAUCUGGGCUGCGUCUACAUCUUUGCAGCUUUCUGUUGUGAUGCUAGACAUGAAAAGACACAUUUCUUUGUCCAGUCAAUCACUCAACCCAACCUUACAUAUUGGUUGGUAUUUAGUCAACUCAUUUCUUGCUAUAUCCUUCAAGACAAGUGGAUGAAUGAAGCUACUGAUUCUGAAAUGGUAUCGGGUAUUGGGCCAUCUUUCAAAACCAUGGUAUAGCUGGAUAAUUUUACCAUCCUGCUGGGCAACAGGGACCACCCUGCCUCUGUCAAUGACAUGGAGCAAUCACAUGCUUCUUCUAAUGUAGUAAGUAGACCUUUCUAUGGUUUCAGGUCCUACUUUUUAACAUAAAAGCACUUUAUCAUAUGAACAAGGUAAAGUGAACUGUUGAUUACUAUGGCUCUUGCAUUUUGGAGAUAGUUACCUUAAUAUGCCAGCUCUUUAAUGAAAGCAAAAUCUGGGGUAACUUUGAAGCCGCUUAUGUACUGAAGGCAGUCUGUGGUCCUUUCUGUUCACAAGGAUUUCACUCAUGACUAAUACGUUUUCACUUUUAUAGUUUGUAGUGCCUGAGGGUAUGAUAUGGGCAGCCCAAUAUUUUACUUUGCUCUCCCAUCAUCUACCUCAGGCUUGCUCAGCCUCAGCCCUCCAGAUGUUUUUGGCCUACAACUCCCAUGAUCCCUAGCUAGCAGGACCAGUGGUCAGGGAUGAUGGGAAUUGUAGUCUCAAAACAUAUGGAGGGCCAAGGUUGAGGAAGCCUGAUCUACCUGACUUCUAUUCUUUGCUUAUGACAAAGGCUAUAUACUGAAAAAUUGGUUUUCAGUUAGCAUGUUGGGAUCCUCAGCUUGGUCGCGUCCCUGAUCUAUUAUUUGGCCUACCUGCAUUUUAUUUUUGUUUAUAGUUUACAUUUUUAUGGUUAUGAAGAAAAAUGGUAAGGAAGGGGAAGGAAGAGAAUUUAAAGUUGAUUCCCUCUUUUGGAUUUUGAGUCUUGAGUCAGAACAAGUUUAAGAUUAUCUGGGAAACUCUUGGUUUCAUUUACCCAACCACUUUAUUUUGUUAUAAAUUUGACCAAAUCAUACCACAAUAUUCUGAUACAUUAUAGGUCUUAUCUAGUGCGUUUUGGGAUGGCAGGUUUAGCUAUAACCGGGUCAGGCUACUUGAGAUGGAUAUAAUUUUGAAAUGUUUUACCAAAAUAUUU
Messenger RNA from Zootoca vivipara (common lizard), 6647 nucleotides. RefSeq names its product immunoglobulin superfamily member 5 (gene IGSF5). Gene Ontology annotation, biological process: cell-cell adhesion. The record is from RefSeq and is a predicted model, not a curated record. NCBI's taxonomy places the organism in Eukaryota, Metazoa, Chordata, Lepidosauria, Squamata, Lacertidae. Gene Ontology annotation, cellular component: cell surface; bicellular tight junction.